AUGACGACAAACGAUGACGAAGCUGCUCGACAACCUCUCCUCUCCGACACUGAUCACGAUGUCGACCACCAACAACCUCAGCAGGACGAGAGCGACAAUCGCCACCACCGCAAAGGCCGUCACUGGCUAGAAAAGCUGGUCUUCGCGAGUCGUCUGCGAUUUGCCAUCUCCCUCGUUGUAUUCUUCGUGUUUUGGACCCUAGUUGCCUUGUUCGCUUCUGGCGAUCUGCCCUACAAUCGUCAUGGUCACCGAUGGCCGUGGAACAGAGAGUCGGAUUACACGCGGCAAAAACCUGGGUUCUGGAAUGCGAGGGCUGAUCUGUUCGAUUCGCCGUUCUGCCUGCCCGACGCGGAACUGCUUACGACGGCAGACAUAUCUGCCAACCAAGGAUGGAGGAGAAAGCACUGGAAUAUGACCCUUGAGCUGAUAGAUCAGACCAUUGACCAGCUGACCGGUACCAUUGUGCGCAAGUCAUCGGGACAGCGCAGAGACAGGGUGGAGCUGGUCAUGUCGCUGGUGCAGGGAGAGCCGGUCCACAGACAGGUUGCAGAAUCGCCUCGCGCUAGCAGCGAUCUGAAUGGCCGCAGUGAGACGUUCCGAAGCACCGAGCUGUGGAGAGCGUUACAGACGCUCUCGCUCAAAGCUUCCCAUCAAUUGCCCGGGGGCGAAUUGGUCUCGAUCGACGAGCUGAUCAGUGCUCUGAAGCUCAACAAUACCCGUGUCGUGUCCAAGACUGGCGGUCGACUCCGUCCCGCCGUGGAGACGACGCUGUCGGAUGUGCACCACCUGGUCCAAACGCUGCUAGCCAUUCAUCAUGGCGUUGUGCCCCCGCUCGUGCAUGUCGGUCUCGAUUCUCUCAGCGUAGGCAACUACUUUAGCCCGCGCACACUCAACACGGACGGGGUGACGGCUAGCACGCGAUCGCCCUUCACGGUCGUCCGUCAACCCUCCUGGACUAGAUCCGGCCAGCUCAUUGGUGUGGGUUGCCCCGGCAAUAGCCACACAUCUCUCCAAAAGGGUGGGCGCACGCUCGACGUGCUCAACCUCUUGGAGCACAUGGAUGACCGAGAGCUGGCCAUCGCCAUCGAUGUGCAAAGAGGUUUCACUACAAUCGUCCUCAGCGACCUGGGUGCACCUCCAAGAGAAACACGUCCCGGCGAUUGCGAUGAUCGAGAGGUGAGUUUGGUGCGAUGGAUGCGUUCGAGGGCGAACGAUGCGAUCUACGCCCUCGAUUGGCUGCACGAGACCGUGCUCGAGGAGACAUGGGCGGGAACCUAUCGCUAUCAGAAUGUCGACCGCGAUGCGAGCUCCUCCGCCAGCAACAGCUUUGACUGGAUCGAAGUGGAUGUCCAGAUCGACGAAGGUGCACGCUGGAUCACCCGCAUCGAAUACUCUCUUCUUCCCUCUCACAAUGAUACCACCGCCACUCCUGCCUCAGCACCAGUCUCCGUGCUGAAAAAGUACAACGUAGGGGGAACAUCGGACUUCCUCGCUUCGUGGACCUGUCAGUCGUCUCCCGAAGCCCUCGCUCGAUGCUUCCGCCCGCUCGUCGGCGACGACGACAGCCACUGCAGCUGCACUCAUUACCGCUUCGGGGGAAACACGGUCUCUCACUACCGCGUCGGCCUGUGGCCCUCCCUCGCCCGCAAGUCAGACGGCGGCAAGCUGUGGACCAUCCCGCAAGCCGCCAUCCGACGCGAUACGGGCAGCUACAUGGAUCAAGGCGUUGGUGGAUGCCCCGCGCUGUGGAAAUGGGAUCGAAAGCAGAAGGUGCCAGAGAUGCAGAAGUUGGGUUACCAUCUCGAGUUUAUCGAGGACAAGGAGCAGCUCAGGUGGACAGGGCCCGGCUUGGUGUUGGACAGGGUUAAGAAGUGA
This is a messenger RNA of Sporisorium graminicola, 1875 nucleotides long. RefSeq lists its product as uncharacterized. NCBI's taxonomy places the organism in Eukaryota, Fungi, Basidiomycota, Ustilaginomycetes, Ustilaginales, Ustilaginaceae. The record is from RefSeq and is a predicted model, not a curated record. The transcript has a single exon. The coding region runs from base 1 to 1875 and encodes 624 amino acids.